Tetrapisispora phaffii CBS 4417 is the source of this 1689-nucleotide messenger RNA. RefSeq names its product MFS transporter. Gene Ontology annotation, molecular function: fluconazole transmembrane transporter activity. Gene Ontology annotation, biological process: xenobiotic detoxification by transmembrane export across the plasma membrane. The record is from RefSeq and is a predicted model, not a curated record. The transcript has a single exon. NCBI's taxonomy places the organism in Eukaryota, Fungi, Ascomycota, Saccharomycetes, Saccharomycetales, Saccharomycetaceae. Bases 1 to 1689 code for a protein of 562 amino acids.
AUGUACGUAGAAUCUUUCAAAAAUACAUUUGCGGUUGAUAUCUUGGAAUAUUUCAAUUUGGCCAAGAUUGAAGAAGCAAUUCCAGAUAUCAGCUCUAUUAAACCAAUGCUUAAUUCAUCUGAUAAUUCAAUAGAAACUGAAAAGGAAAAUGAUGUACAGGAAUCUUUCCAGGUCAGCUCAGAUUUUGAUUCAUUAGAUAAUAAAGAGAAAGCAGUAAAUGACAUUGAAGCUUGUCCAAUUGAAGAAAAGCCUAAAAAUCAGAAAAAGGUAGAGGAAAGAGACCCAUAUAUGUUAGAGUGGGAUGAUCCAAAUGAUCCUGAUUUUCCAGUUAAUUGGUCCAAAAAGAAAAGAGCAGUUAUUCUUCUUCAAAUUAUGUUAUUAACAAGUGUGACAUAUAUGGGUUCGUCAAUUUACACACCAGGCCAAUUGCAAAUCCAAAGUGAGUUUGGUGUAGGGCAUGUUGUAGCUACAUUAAAUUUAUCAUUAUACGUUCUAGGAUAUGGUUUAGGUCCAUUAAUAUUCUCACCUCAGUCUGAAUUUUCAUUACUAGGUCGUCAGCACUUGUACACAGUCACUUUAUUCAUUUUCGCCAUGCUCCAAAUCGGAUGUGCUACUGUACAUAAUUUCGGUGGUCUAGCAGUUUUGCGUUUUUUCAGCGGGGUGUUCUGUUCGCCAUCCCUGAGUACCGGUGGUGCUUCUAUUGCUGAUAUAUUGGCCCCAGAGGUUGUCCCUGUAUUUUUAGGAUUAUGGGCAGUUGCCGCAUUUUCUUCACCGGUAUUGGCUCCAUUAUUAGGUGCUGUCAUGGUCGUUGCUGAGGACUGGAGAUGGAUCUUUUGGCUUCAAUUAUGGCUAUCUACAUUCACACUAAUUGUGUUAUUGUUGUUCAUGCCAGAAACACACCAUGGCAAUAUAUUAUAUCGUCGUGCUAGAAGAUUAAGGAAACAAACAGGAGAUGACAGAUGGUCGACUGCAAGCGCAGAGAAGGAGAAAAAAUUAGAAUUAGGUGCCUUCCUUUUAACUGCUGUUUACAAGCCAAUCAAGAUAAUUAUGAGAGAACCUAUUAUCGCCGCUAUUGAUAUGUAUACAGCACUACUUUAUGGUAUUUUCUAUCUGUUUUUCGAAGCUUUCCCAUUAGUGUUUGGUGGUAUCUACAAUUUUACUUUAGUCGAAAGUGGGUUAGCUUUCCUAGGGUUCCAGGUUGGUUGUGCGAUUAUCUAUCCAAUUUACAUUGUAUUUUUAGUCAAAUAUAUUUUACCAAGAAUGCAAAAUCAAACUUUUGUUCCCGAGGAUUUCUUGGUUAUAAAUAUGAUUGUUGCCAUCUUUUUACCUGCAGCAUUAUUUGUUUUCGGCUGGACUGCUGGAGUCCAUUGGAUUUUACCAAUAUUUGCUGAAGUUUUAUUUGUAAUCAGUGCGUUUACUAUAUUCCAAAGUAAUUUUGCUUAUAUAGCAAUCAGUUUUUCAGACCAUGUUGCAUCCGUCUUUGCUGGUAAUGGUUUAGCGCGUGCAGGUUUUGCAUGUGCAUUCCCAUUAUUCGGACAAGCCAUGUAUAAUAACUUGGGAAGCGAGAAAUAUCCAGUUGCUUGGGGUUCGUCAUUAUUAGGUUUUAUUUCAAUUGGUAUGAGUACAAUCCCAUUUUUGCUUUACAAAUAUGGUGCAGUUUUACGUAGUAAAUCUAAGUUUACUGCUUAG